UCAAUGGUGUUUUAUACUAGUAUCGGCCUGCAGUAGGUCAGGGGACAUCAUGUCUCUCGUAAGGUGUAUAUUCUUUAUCUUCUUAAUGACAGGAAUAGACACAUCGCAAUUAAGUAUUCGGCCUUCCGCAGAUGUACCAACUGGAACAAAUACACUGACAAUAUCUUGUUAUCCUACGCUCGCCGAUGACUUUGCCACAUUACAAUAUUUAUGGAUACAGAAAGACAACGGGACAAAAUCGAUAGCGUGGGUAGAUCCUUACAGGCACACAUUAGAAUCCGGCAUCUUCGAACCUAAUUAUAAAGUUAGGGCUCGUUGGUUUGCAAACCGGCCACUAGAUUCAUAUUUAGAAGUAGAGAUUCACUACCCAGACCCUCGACAUGCUGGCGACUAUAACUGUAUAGUUCGUGGAUAUAAACGCAACGAAGAAGUUAUGACAGACGAAAGAUACGACAAGGACGUUACGUUUAAAGGUGUUGUAACCACUGGUUUGUAUGUAACACCGUCGCCACAUUUACAAGAAGGUGAUUCAUCUCUAACUAUUAGAUGUUCGUCAACUUAUGAAUCCGAGUACAUGAAAAUAUACAGUCUUUAUAUACUGAAGAACAAAACAACUGAGGUUGCACACACAAACAGGUUUGGUCAUGUUUCUGGGCCAGGAUUUGACAGCCCUAAAUAUACAGUAACUAGUCAGUUUGAUGAGGACGCCCCUUGGAAUUCUUACAUACAAAUCAUAAUCAAUAAUCCGAACUGUACUGAUGCUGCUAUAUAUGAAUGUGUUACAUCUGGUGAUGCACGUGUUGGACCUGAUAGUUAUCGAUAUAACCAAACAAUUACAAUUCGAGGUAACAUGUCAAUGGCAAUCAGCCCCAACAGAAGAUUCCUCAACAUCAACGAAACUCUAGAAAUAGAAUGCAGUGGUGAAGUGGGAAAUCCUCCACAAAAUAUAUCUUGGGAAUGGAAACUACCGGAUAGUAAUAACUGGGUUCCCUAUCCUAGUUCUUCUGAUAUAAGAGACGGUGAUGUCAUUCCCCCUAAUUCUACAAGAUGCAAUUAUUUUACAAGAAGUUCUUUAAGCUACAAGGUUAAAGAAGGGGAUAAUGGUAAAGAGGUCAGGUGUAUUGUAGAAGAUGUGGACGCACUGAGUGUAAAGACGACUAUUGAAUUAGCCAUUGUUGACGCGACACGAAUUCAUAUUUCACCAUCAACGAAACUUCCAGUUGGGGCUUCAUAUUUAACUAUAAACUGUUCACCAAUAGAAACAAGCGGUUAUACUUCGCUGGAAUAUAUAGAGAUAACAAGACGUUCUGUAAGUUCGCCUGAACGUAUAGCUUUUAUUACGUCUUCUGGUAUAACUCAUGGUCCUGGUUUGACACAACCCAAGUACAACAUCAGUGGGGAGUUUAUUGGAAUAACAGAAUCAUAUCUGCAGAUCGAUGUAGUGAACCCCGAUUGUAUGGAAGUAGCUGAGUACCAGUGUAUUACGGUGGGAAGUUCUGGUUCGGAGACUCAACGUCUACAAGCUACAGUCACUGUUACCUUUGAACGUCCUUUAACAAUGACAACCAGUCCUAACAGAAGAUUCUCUAACAUCAACGAGACUUUGGAUAUAGAAUGUAAUGGUGAAGUGGGAAAUCCCCCACAAAACAUUACCUGGGAAUGGAAAUCCACUGAUGGUGACUGGGUUGUUUAUCCUAAUAUGGAAAGCGUAAACAAUAGCAUCAUUGAAGCACUAACAUCUACCACUUGUGAAUAUUUUACAAGAAGUAUCUUAAAGCAUAAAGUAGUAACUGAUGACAAUGGAAGACUUUUCAGAUGUACAGUCGGUGGUCCAGAACCAGCUAAUAGGACGACAACAAUAUAUUUAGCCAAUGUGGAUGCCGCACGUGUUGAGGUAACACCAAUAGACAGUUUACCAGUCCGAGCAGCGAAUGUAACAAUAAAAUGUUCUGCUAUUGAAACAUCAGACUUUACAUCCCUGAACUACAUCCAGAUACUAAAACACAAUCCAGAAUUUCCAACAAUCUUAGCAUCAAUAUCUGCAGCUGGAGCUACUCUUGGAUCUGGAAUUAUUCAACCCAAAUAUAAUAUUAGUGGAGAAUUUAAAGGAAUCAGGGAAUCAUAUGUUCAACUGGUUAUAACCAAUCCUGAUUGUACAGAUGCUGGUCAGUAUAUCUGUUCUACUAAUGGUGUUACCGAUGAUGGUAAUCAAACUCUACAAGCCAAUACGGUUGUUAAUGUUCAGACUGAAGCCAGAGACCUUGACAUAAAGAGAGAACCAGAAAUGCCGUUCUACUCACGUGGCACCACGAUAACCCUAGAGUGCAGCGGAUAUACAGGAACUUAUCAAGAUCAGUGGUCGUGGGUGUAUUCGAAAUAUUAUACACUCUCCAAUUAUAUAUCCCAGUCUAACAUUCCACCACUCUCUGAUCAACAAGACGUAGUGAACCAGACAUCAUAUAAUCCACAAUGCGGUAACUUUUCACGCACAUCGUUGACUUAUGUGAUAAGGGAUGAUGACAAUGCCCUGCGAUUUACAUGUAAACUUGGACAGUCGACUUCCCAUUCAAAGAGUAUUAGCAUCUGCAUUGGAGCUGAUCCCCAAAAGCUAAAGAUGUUAUCAAUCCCAGAAAGACAUGUGCAUACUAUCAAUUAUCCAGUAGAAAUUACGUGUUCGGGACAGGUAGGAGUUCCCUUAAAGAAUUGGACAUGGCAGUGGCGAGACGAUCCGUUGAAUAAAACGUGGCUGCCUUAUCAAUAUCCAGAUAACAUUAACAAUGUGUACAGCUCGCGCAACUUUGAUUGCGACUCGUUCACCUACUCAACUUUGAAACAUACCAUGACCGAAAGAGGAAUAGAGUUCAAAUGUAUUUUAGGAGAUUCCGAGGCCUACAGUUUGACAACUACUCUUUAUCCUAAAGUGAUCUCGUCCGGUCAAUUACAAAUUCAAAAUUUACCAGGCGCCGAUAACAAAAACCGAAAAUUUAAAUUGAGAUGUUCACCGCAAGUCGAUGGUGGUUAUACAAGACUAGACUCAAUAUGGAUUACACGUAAUAGACGCAACCAAGGGAGGUUCUGGAAAAUUGAUAAAUUUGGGCGUUCAUCAUCUUAUGAAGGGGUUACUGUCACGGGUUCCUUUGACAUAGCAGCACCACUAAAUUCGUAUCUAGCAAUUGAAUACAGUCCGUCGUGUGGAGUCCACGACCAAUAUGUGUGUACUACAACCGGGAGCAUUAACGAUAAACUACAGCGCUUAGAGGAAACUAAAAAUGUCACAGUUGACAUUUUUCCUACCAGUAUUGGUACAAGUAAAAUACCCAACACGUACUUUUCUACAAUCGGCGAUAAUCUACAAUUAAAAUGCGAGGGGGAUAUCGGUAACCCCCCACAAAAUACCUCCUGGCUAUGGAGACCUAAUUCUAACUCUUCAUGGAGGGCUUACGUUCAUUCCGAGGAGGAUAUAUCCACAGCUAUUGUUCGACCGAAACAAGCAGGAUGCCAAUAUUCGACAAGAAGUUUCUUAAGUUAUACUGUGAAAGAUGAAGAUAAUGGUAAACAAUUCCGAUGUACAGCAGCAGGUUUGGAGACGUAUAAUCGGGACAUUACCAUCUAUUUAACUAAUGUUGAUGCCAACCGUAUUUAUAUUUCUCCGCCAGUUUUCAUCCCAAACAAAACUAGGACAUUAACCGUAGAAUGUUCACUAAGCGACCACUCUCGUUACGACACAAUGGAAUCAGUUGAAAUACAGAAACUGCCACUAAAAAUAACAGAAUCUAGUAUUUUGUUAGGGUCUGUAGGCAACGGUACUGCUGUUCUUGGACCGGGGAUAUCACCCAACAAAUAUAGCCUUCAGAUACAAUCAACAAAACCUGGUGUUGCUACUAAAGCAAACUUGACAAUUAAACAACCAGACUGUUCAGAUGCAGGGCAAUACAGAUGUAUCAUAAAGGUUUCGAACGAUGCCGGAAUUCAAAACUUGCAAAGUGAUUUUCACUUAAAAGCAACAGUUGAACCCAGCGACAUGAAAAUGGAGGUGAUUAGAGACACUGACCAUCGUCCAUCGUCAAUUGUAUGUAGUGGAGUUACUAGAAUUAUGAGUGAGGAGUGGCGAUGGGAAUGGCGAUCACCCCCAUCUUACCCCAAUUGGUCAGCCUAUCACAAUAGAAGUGAAAGUAGGAGAACACUCAACAGUAACAACUGUUCUUACUCUACAUGGUCAACUCUAAAGCUGACUACAGACACCGUUACAGAGCUGAGAUGUAUUUUGGGGAAUUCUUAUAAUCAUAGUCUUAAUCUCAAGUUUAACAUGACAGAUAAAGAUAAAGUUGAUGUUAAAGAUAAAGUUGAUGUUGAAGAAUGUUCCAGCUGCGAGUGUAAAUCAAAGAAGUUAUACUCUACUUCCGGUAAUCAUUGUCCGGACUUGUUGAGGCUUUAUAAAGAUUGUUUAUCAAUAGAAGACUUAAAUAAGUUAGGUUGCCCAGAUCCUACUGGAGUUGGUAUAUUGACAUACCCAUCUGUUCUACUGCAUCUCGUCUCGUUUGUGGUGCUCAUCAAUUGUAGUUUAUGACUUAAGAUUAAUUAAUAGAUCAAUACAGAUAUUGUGAUAUGCAAAACGAUUUGCAACUGGAAAGAAACGACACCAAUUAAAGGGGCAUUAUGAAAGAGUAGCUAAAGGGCUGGCAGUUGUCAUUAUAAUAGCUAAAAACUAGAUAAUGUAAAGGGAAUUUGCUGAAAAUUUCAGUCAAAUUGAUCCACUCUGAAGCGAUAUAUUAGCUUUUGAAGUUUAGGCCUAGCCUCGCCCAUCAUUACUAAAUCGGUACGAUAAACAAACAUAGUCUCGGUUAUCCAUUUUUAGAUUACAUCAUCAGUGAACGUUGAGCAGCAAAUCGGAUUCAAAUCCAGUAAAUAUCGCAGGCUAGCGAUGACAUCGAGGGUUGAUUAUGGUCUGGAUAAUAUAAUUAAUGUCUAAUUUAUAAUUUAGAUAACAUUUCAGACCUAAAGACCUGAAGUAGACAGAUUUAGCUUUUGCAUAAUGUAUGUUUAAUGUUAAAAUUAAAAUAAAAUAUAACUAAGCAACAGUUGAUUGAUAAUUCAAUACAGAUAGUGUGCUAGUCAAAUCAGUUUAUAACUGGCAAUUAAUGGUAUUAAUUAAUAUCUUUGAAAGGCAUUUAGUGAAAGUGAUAUAUAACAGACAUCUUGAUGGAUAACAUUCACUAGGUUUAUUAACUACAACGUUUCAAUGAUGAUGCUCUCACCGGUUAUCCGUAAAGCUGUGUGUUUAUUGAUAUUAAUUAAUGUUAAAAUUAUAUAUAAAAUAAAAGAUGCAACAUAUUUACUUGUAAUGUAUCAAUCUAGUUAAAUGUAUGGCGUGUAACGCUCUGGGGCUAGUUACCACCAUUCGGUAAAUCAAUCGUUUCCGCCUAUAGGCCACCCAUUGUCUGUGCUUCGACAACAACUAAUAAUAAAAUGAAAUGGGGUUUAGCGUCUCUUUUUCUCCACAAACUAGGCUAAUAAAGACGGGGGCAAAAGUCAUGUUGUGUGCUAUAAAGGAAACUGUGCCCGCGCAGCGGCGCUACAACCUAUUCCUAUAUUAAAUUCCAACUAUACACGGGACCUAGGCUUUCGUCCCGCCCUGCUCCAUAUUACCAACACACCCGGGGUCGAAUGGUGGUCAUCAUACCUAUCGCCUACAUGUCCUUAUAACAUCUAAAGACGGCUAUAGAGAAGGGACAGCAUGGGGAUGAGGUUUGGG
Patella vulgata (common limpet) is the source of this 5752-nucleotide messenger RNA. RefSeq lists its product as uncharacterized. Bases 50 to 4567 code for a protein of 1505 amino acids. The record is from RefSeq and is a predicted model, not a curated record. Lineage: Eukaryota; Metazoa; Mollusca; Gastropoda; Patellidae. The transcript is spliced from 17 exons.